UCUUUCUUUCUCUUCCCGCUUCUCUCUCUCUCUCUUCCUCCAAACCAGCACCACAUUGCAUUGCACGCAGAGAUCCGAAUCUGGAUCCAUGGCUGAGUGUGAAUUUGAACUCGAUCUUGAAGAGAAAUCAUGGCAUCUCUUUGCACUCCUUCUCCGAAUUGGCCACGCAGUCUAUCCGUCACGUCUCGCCGCAGAGUGUCGUUUAUUUGCUGCAUCGCCGGACUUUGUCUGCUACGUCAGUUCUCUUCCUGGUUCACCCCUCUCUGUUACUGACAAUGGACUAGUCACACCCUCUGUUAGUGCGGUUUUUGCACUUGGAAGCUUCUUCUCUGUCCGUCUCUCCCCUGAACGGCAAAAGCAUUGUUUUAGGAAACGCAAGUUGUUGUUCGACUCGGCGAAAGAUGGAAUAGAACACAAAAGGUUAGCAAUUGGAAAUGGAAUUCGGGAAAUAUCUUUCCAGAGUUGUGCUGAUGCUGCAGAGGCUCUGAUGAGAAGAAACUUCCCUAUAAUAAAAUUUGAAUCACAGAAUAUAGGUAGUGGGAAUUUUAUAUUCCCCUUGCGUGUUGAUAAAAAUGAAAAAUGUUCAGGUUAUCUGAUGCCAAAUUUUAAACAUAGGCAUGAUGUCAGCCCAACCAUGUCUAAUGAAGAGGUUUCUAAACCAAUUAUCAAAAACUUAAACAGUCCAAAGCUAGCGGACGUAAAUAGAUUCAUGGCAUGUAAUCUCCGUGUUGAUCGUGCCAUGUUAGAACCCUCAGUAUGCAAGAACGGCAUUGAUGUUAAUAGCUUUGGAUUUGGGAAGAAAAUGGAUUGUUUUGAUGCUUUUACGCAUGACAGUACUGAACUAAAUAGUAUUACUCAUGUAGCAAGUGGUACGGGUGAAAGUACUGUAUGCAAAAAUCUACCAGGAAGAUCUAAUGAAGAUGAUGAGGUGCAAAGUGGUUCAAAGAAGGGGCUUAUUGAUACUGGUUCAAAUAGAGACAAGGAAGAUGUUACUCAGAUGGUCAAUGCUGUACUCUGUGGAGAAGAAUUAACUAAUGGUUUGCAACAAAAGAACUCAUGCCUUGCAAUAAAUUUAGAAACAAUGGAGGGUGAGAGAAACAUAAUAACUUAUAAAAGAGCUAAUUCCUCUUUAAAUCCUAAGCGGCCUUUGAAAUCUUCUAACACAUUAAAGAGGGGACAGAAGAACGGUCUACAUCCCAAGUCACAGAUUCUUAAAGGGUCACCAGCCAACAACAAAUGUAAUAUUGUUCCACAAAAUGUUGAUCAAUUUAAAAAUAAUCAGAAACUUGCAACGAGGAAGCAAAAUCAUAAAGAGAAUAAGGCAGAAAAUAUUCCCGCUACUACUAAGGUGGAGAAAAAAACAUAUCCAUCCUUUGAAGCUUUUACAAUAGAGGAAGAAGAAGGUUCAGGUGGUUAUGGCACUGUUUACCGUGCUCAAAGAACUACAGAUGGAAAACGGGUUGCAAUAAAAUGUCCUCAUAGUAAUGCUCAUAUAAAUCACGUAACUACUGAACGGAAUAUGCUCGAGCGUUUUGGUGGUAAAAACUUCAUAAUAAGAUACGAAGGUUCUUUGAAAAAUAACAAUACCGAAUGCUUUGUUUUAGAGCAUGUUGAGCACGAGAGACCUGAGGUUUUGAAAAAGGAAAUUGAUUUAUUACAGAUUCAAUGGUACGGUUAUUGCCUGUUCAGGGCCCUUUAUUGUUUGCACAAAGAGGGAGUUGUUCACAGAGACGUUAAACCUGGAAACUUCCUUUUCUCUCGAAAGCAAAGCAGAGGUUACCUUAUUGAUUUCAACCUAGCCAUGGAUUUGAAGCAUAAGAACAAAGUUGGAAGUAAAUCAAAACCCAACCUGGUUGCAUCAUCCCAUAAUGUUUCUCUUUCUUCUCGUUCUGCUCCUUUGGUCCGAGGCAAGAAUCUUGGAGGCAGCAAGUCUUUAACAUCCAAUAAAAGAGCUUUGGCGGAUUAUAAGAAUUAUUCUGAACUUAACAGGCAUGUGAAACAAAAGGCUUUUACUGGUCCUCAGAAAAAUGGUCCCGACAUGGUUGGUGGGAGUUUUUCUAGAGCACAAGGAACAGACGGCUCGGGUAUAACUUCUGCUAGAGAUGCUAGCACUAGGACUGCUUCUGCAGAGAGGCUCAGGGAACCUUUACCUUCCCACGGAAGAAAGGAGCUUAUCAGCUUUGUGAAUACUAUGAAAUAUACAAACAACAGUUCAAUAAUAGGUCCUUCCUCUCAAAGGAAAAGAGUUACUGCUCCCUCAAGCAGAGUAGAUAGCAAGAUUUUUCAUAUUACCCCAAUGCCUCUGCAUUCAUCUACAGUUGGUGCGGUAUUGAGAAGCAAAGGAGAUGGAAAACAGAAAAAAGAAGGUUCAUGUGUUGGAACCAAAGGAUUCCGUGCACCGGAGGUUUUGUUAAGAUCUCAGCAUCAGGGACAUAAGAUUGAUAUUUGGUCAGCUGGCGUUACUCUACUCUACAUGGUGAUAGGAAAGACUCCUUUCACUGGCGACCCGGAACAGAACAUAAAAGAAAUUGUAAAAUUGCGGGGAAGUGAAGAGUUUUGGGAAGUGGCCAAGCUACAUGACCGUGAAGUGUCUUUUCCUGAGGAGUUACUUGAUGAGCGAUACUUGCAGUCAUGUGACUUGGGAGCCUGGUGCAAAACUCACACAAAGAGACCAGAAUUUCUUGAACAGAUCCCGAAAUCGUUGUUUGAUUUGAUAGACAAGUGUCUAACAGUUAAUCCAAGAAAUAGACUUAGUGCUGAAGAUGUUUUGAGACAUCAAUUCUUUGACUCAUUAAACGACUCUCUUAGGAAGCAAAGGAUGAUGCAACGUGCUAUCAGAUCAGAGGCUGCAGCAGCUUCUGCUGCAAUCUAAGACUUGUUUCAUAAAGUGUAAGUAGUUGUUUUAACUUCUUUUUACAUGAAGGUGGUUUACCCUUAAGAGAAUUUCUGUACUUGUUGAUGGUUGUAUAUAUUCUCGACAUGUUUUUUUUUAUUUAUUCUUUUAUUACUGUAAAGUCCCCAUCAUCUUAUUUAGAGUAUUGUCAUCCUCUAGUAUAGGUUUAGAC
Vigna umbellata (rice bean) is the source of this 3065-nucleotide messenger RNA. Its product is annotated as Protein kinase superfamily protein. Gene Ontology annotation, molecular function: protein serine/threonine kinase activity; ATP binding. NCBI's taxonomy places the organism in Eukaryota, Viridiplantae, Streptophyta, Magnoliopsida, Fabales, Fabaceae. Gene Ontology annotation, cellular component: nucleus. The record is from RefSeq and is a predicted model, not a curated record. Gene Ontology annotation, biological process: protein phosphorylation; mitotic DNA damage checkpoint signaling.